This is a messenger RNA of Nipponia nippon (crested ibis), 351 nucleotides long. Its product is annotated as feather keratin 1. The record is from RefSeq and is a predicted model, not a curated record. NCBI's taxonomy places the organism in Eukaryota, Metazoa, Chordata, Aves, Pelecaniformes, Threskiornithidae. Gene Ontology annotation, cellular component: intermediate filament. Gene Ontology annotation, molecular function: structural constituent of cytoskeleton.
AUGUCUUGCUACGACCUGUGUCCACCCACUCCCUGCGGCCCAACCCCGCUGGCGAAUAGCUGCAACGAGCCUUGUGUCAGGCAGUGCCAGGACUCAACAGUGGUGAUCCAGCCUUCUCCCGUGGUGGUGACCCUGCCCGGACCCAUCCUCAGCUCCUUCCCCCAGAACACCGCUGUGGGAUCCUCAGCAUCUGCAGCUGUCGGGAGCGCACUCAGUGCUGGAGGGGUCCCCAUCUCUUCUGGCAGCUCCUUGGGAUUUGGGAGCUUUGGCUAUUCAGGCCGGGGCAGUGGCUACAGCCGGCCCUAUCGUCGCUACAACACCUACCGCAGUGGCUUCUAUGGGCCGUGCUAA